Thermochaetoides thermophila DSM 1495 is the source of this 1098-nucleotide messenger RNA. Its product is annotated as vacuolar ATP synthase subunit d-like protein. NCBI's taxonomy places the organism in Eukaryota, Fungi, Ascomycota, Sordariomycetes, Sordariales, Chaetomiaceae. Gene Ontology annotation, cellular component: vacuolar proton-transporting V-type ATPase complex; fungal-type vacuole membrane; proton-transporting V-type ATPase, V0 domain. The record is from RefSeq and is a predicted model, not a curated record. Gene Ontology annotation, biological process: vacuolar transport; vacuolar acidification; proton transmembrane transport. Gene Ontology annotation, molecular function: proton-transporting ATPase activity, rotational mechanism. Bases 1 to 1098 code for a protein of 365 amino acids. The transcript has 4 exons.
AUGGAGGGCUUAUUUUUCAAUGUAAACAAUGGCUACAUCGAGGGCAUCAUCAGGGGCUACCGGAACAGCCUCCUUACCAGCGCCCAGUAUGCCAACAUGACACAAUGCGAGACUAUUGAUGAUCUGAAGCUCCAACUUGGCCCCGCUUACGGCGACUUCCUGGCAUCGUUGCCCCCUAACCCAUCAACAUCCGCCCUCGCGGCCAGGACAACAGACAAGCUGGUCUCCGAGUUCCGCUAUGUCCGCGCAAACGCUGUUGGCGCCAUGGCCCAGUUCAUGGACUACGUCACGUACGGCUACAUGAUUGACAACGUCGCCUUGCUCAUCACCGGCACGCUCCAUGAGCGCGACACUCGCGAGCUGCUCGACCGCUGCCAUCCGCUCGGCUGGUUCGAGACAAUGCCUGUGCUCUGCGUGGCGACAAACAUUGAGGAGCUCUACAAUAGCGUGCUGAUUGAGACGCCCCUUGCUCCAUACUUCAAGGGUAGCCUGUCGCAUCAGGACCUGGACGAGCUCAACAUCGAGAUCGUGCGCAACACCCUUUACAAGAACUAUCUCGAAGACUUCUACCGCUUCGUUAACACCCACCCAGACAUGGCCGGCACCCCAACUGCCGAGAUCAUGUCGGAGAUGCUCGAGUUCGAGGCCGACCGCCGUGCCAUUAACAUCACCCUGAACUCUUUUGGCACCGAGCUCUCUAAGGCAGACCGUAAGAAGUUGUAUCCCAACUUUGGGAAGCUGUACCCGGAGGGCACGCUGAUGCUGUCGCGUGCCGAUGACUUUGAAGGUGUGAGACUGGCGGUUGAUGGAGUUGCCGACUACAAGGCUUUCUUUGAAGCUGCCGGUCUUGGGGGUGGUCCUGGUGGUCCUGGUAACAUGGGUGGCGGCCUGAGCACAGACGGCAGGAGUCUCGAGGACAUGUUCUAUCAAAAGGAGAUGGAGAUCGCCAAGAGUGCUUUUACUCGGCAGUUCACAUAUGCUAUUGUCUAUGCUUGGGUUAAACUAAGAGAACAGGAAAUCCGCAACAUCACAUGGAUUGCUGAGUGCAUCGCACAGAAGCAGAAGGAGCGCAUCAACAACUACAUCAGUGUCUUCUAA